Messenger RNA from Necator americanus (New World hookworm), 1083 nucleotides. RefSeq lists its product as uncharacterized. The coding region runs from base 1 to 1083 and encodes 360 amino acids. NCBI's taxonomy places the organism in Eukaryota, Metazoa, Nematoda, Chromadorea, Rhabditida, Ancylostomatidae. The transcript has 9 exons. The record is from RefSeq and is a predicted model, not a curated record.
AUGCGAAACGAUAGUGACGGGCUAUCAACUUUGCGUCAUCGCAGAUCUGCGUCGACAUCCCCUUUAUCAAAAAAUCGGACCAACCCAGAAGGUAAUUUUGAAUACCAAUCCGAGGAUGAUUCGGAAUGUGAUUCAAUCUCCACUUCGUCACAAAUAAAUGAAACAUUUGAAAACCGUUAUGAGGUGGAACAUAAAAGCCUGAUUCAAACGCCGACAAAAGUACCAUCUUUUCGAAGAGAGAAGAUUGUACAAACUAUUUUGUCCCGAUCUAUAAAUUACGCGUUCUUUACACAGACACUGUGGGCGUCAUGCCUUAGAUGGCGGCAGUGGUUGAGGUUGCAUCACAGGUGCGAUAGGUUGGAGUCGGACCCUUUCCAGAUGUCAACGUCUCUCGAAGAAAAAUCGUUUGUGAAUGGAUCAAGGAUCAGACAACCACUCGCUUAUACUAACAACAUUUUACUCAUUGUUAGCGUUGCGUUAGCAUUCUACUAUAUCGCUAAGUCUAACUCAUCCAGCAGUCCGCUUGCUAUGGGCGCUAAUGGAGCACUCGUGCUUAAUUUUGAGAAGCAUCUAUCCGAAUUCGCUACAAAGUUUAGAAACUUUACAGAGGAUGAACUACGCCUUCUUUUCCAUGUUGGAAGACAGUGGCUGUUGAUGCAGCAAGAGAGCCCCAUUGUGCUUAUUGUUGCUGGAGAAGAAAGCGAGCUCAUCGUUCGAGCGCUUUCGGAGAUUUUUUGCGCUGCCUUUCAUAUUUCUUCACCUGUUUUGGUUAUUGAUUUAACUUCCGAGUCAGUUAGAGAGAAACUCCAUGAGGGAUUGGAUCGUGCUGUACACUCGACAGUUCCACUAGCGAUAUUAAAUGGGGUGGACCACCUUGGUUGGGAUUCUCCAUUGAUCCUACAUGCGUUUGCGGAUGACUCCUCGCUGACAACUUCUCGCGCAUUGCUCUUGUUAACGAUGAAGAAGAAUUUUCACGUGUCUAAAGAACAGUGCGAAAAAUCAGUUAUGGACAGGGUCUCCCCAGCUGAGAAGGAGUUCGACACAUCCGACAUCCCGACUUUUCGGAAUCGGAAGCCUAGCUAA